GUGGCGGACUAGUGGUGACUGGAGGUAAGUGCGCCGCGACGGCAGUAACAAGUUGACGAACAUUUUACAGUCGGUUCGUCGGUCUGGUUUUGUAGUUAUCGUUGUUCGGUUUAACGUUCCUUUAACGCGUACUGCCAUCGUAUAACGUAAGCAGUCGGCCCGAUUACAACGGUGCGGAAAUGCGCGGCUAUCGCUAAAUUUGUUCAUUACUUACCGUUUUAUUUGUUUUCCGUUCGGUAAUCGUUUGUCGCCGAUGAUCGUGUAACUGUGUGAAAAGAAGGUUUUUUCGCGGACGCGACACACAAGACAUCGUUACCGGCAUUCGGCCACUGAGAUUUCUUCUUCUCCAUGGGAGCAGCUCAGUCACAGCGGUCGACUAACGACCGCAUUUGAAUCGGAAGACAGGAGUGAGACCGGAAAAAUUCUCACGGUAAAGAAAAAACGAUAGUAUGGCUAGCGGUGAAUUAGAAGUAUUACGAUGCGAGUCCAGUCUAUGGUCUGGACACUGUUGUGCUCGAUGCCGGGCCGAACUGGGACGGAUAAUCAAUAGAGGGGCCAAUUGUCGUGCUUGUCGAGAACGGAUAUGUAUGUCUUGCAGGGAAUAUUCAACUGCCACACAUGCUCCCGAAUGGCUUUGCAUUCGGUGUCAUAAAGAAAAAAUUGAAUCAUUGGAGCCGGCAAAAGAAUGGAUCGUCGAUUUUUUAUCACCAGAAACCAUGAAAUUUCCAAAAAACGAAACUAAACUGGGCAGGUCCCUGACGUUCAAAGACUCGUCUCCGUGGUCGGCCGUCAGAGGGUCGCCCGAACUGCGAGCAUACAGCAGCAUGCCGCGGGGUAGCGUACCGUGGCCGCGGCGGAACGGUGGUAGCGGCGGUGGGGUCGGAGUGGCCUCACGCGUCGGACCACCCGCACCAGCCGUCGUCGGCCCGAUGAAGCCCGACGACCGUCCGGCGCAGCGACAGCCGACCGUGGAUGUCAACACCGUCCACCUGGUGGACACUUGUGGCCACGUCAUCGACAUGCAGACGGUGCCCCAAACGACGACGGUGACGGCCAUCGCCGAUGUCUCAUCGCUGCAGACGUCGGGCGACGUCAACCAUCCCGGUAACGAAUCCGAGGACGAUCGCCGGAAGCAAGUGGCUACCGCUCUGACCGGAUGUCUGUCCAGAGUACAAGAAGAUCUCAAACAUAUUCCACCCGGAGUGACGCCACCACGAAGUCGGCGUUUUCUUCGCCGGGACCCUUUCCUACAUGAAGAAAUUCUCGGUGGUAGUCGGACCAAAGAGGACUAUCGGCUUGUCUUCUUAAACGGGGCCGACUGGUCAUCGGAUGACGGUGGCUGCGGCCGACAAACGUCGUCCAGCCUGUCGGCCGAUGACGAUUGUGACUGGGACUAUUUCAUGGCCGGUCUGGAUGACGACAACGACCAGACGCGACCGCUAGAACAAACGCGGGAACAACAGCAAGAGCAAGACCAACGACAGUCGGCAGGUGGCGCAGGUACCGGUAACUGCGACCAGUUAACCAGCUGUAGUGGUGGCAGCGGUGGUGGCAGUAAACCUAGCGAGACCGACGCGCGCGCAACAACGACGACGACGUUCGUUCCGGUCGUGUUGCCGUUCCCCGUGUUCGUGCCAGUGCCGAUCGUAAUACCGCCGGAGCGCGCGCAAUACACGCUAACCACCGCGUUUGCUAACGUUUUAACUGAAUAUUUCCGCGAACGGGAUGCCGUCAAUAGUGCAGAGGUGAAAAAUGUGAAGGAAAAAAGGGGCACCGGUGGUGUCGUCGAGGAAAUGCCGGAACCCCCCGCGGCCGCCGUCGACGAAGGCGGUGGUGCCGUGCUCACCAUGUACGCUGCCCGUGCGUCGGCCCUCGACGCAAAAUCGUCAUCGUCACCGGUCGCAUCGUGCGGAGAUGACGACCGCGAUGGUGAGGUUGGAUAUUAUUCGUCGUCUUCGUCGCCAUCCCCGUCGCCGUCCGACGACUCGGACGAUUCGGACGCGCAGAAUGUCGCCAUGUCGUACGACGUCAAUGACAGCCCAGACGAUGAUGACGAUGAAGACGAAGACGACGGAUGUAACGUGAAGCUGUCCAGCAUUUUAGAUUCGGCGGCCGCCGCGGCUGUUAAGUGUGCCGCUGGAAACAGCAGCGCCUCAGACGAGUUUUCCGGCACCGAGUCCAUGGAGCAGAUAUCCGUCGACGAAUCUUCCGCCGCCGCCGGCCUAAGCGGCAAGUUUACCAGCCUAAUAAUGAUAACACGGGACGACAAACCAACCGUGAACGUGGUAGCCAGUGAUACCACAAAAAUAAUGCCCACAAUCGUCCAAGACGAAGGGUUCAAACUCACACUGGACACAUCCGAACCGGCUGACGACAGUGAAGUAAAGGUCGUGACAGGCGGUGACACGUUGUCAGCUGUCAUUGCGUUAGAAGAAGGUUUGGCUGACGAUGAUUCUUGGGUGGAAGAUCUGGAUAGGGACGAUUUCAAAAUUGAAUCUUCUGAAGGUGAAGAAAUGUCGUUUGAGGAAGAACCUGAGUUCAGGAGAUCGGCAUUGGACUUUACGUUACACACCAUCGUCGAAGAAAGCUGCGAAGAAAGUGAGGUAGAGUCAGACCGGAACAACCAAACGGAACUGGAAAAAUAUUUUUUCUUCGGUCUUUGCGAUAAAGAUCAAGACGCUGGUAGAAAUACGGAUGCGUUUUCUGAAACAAGUUCUAUCAUAAGCGAAGGUCUCGAGUCUUUGGACAGCAUCGAACCACAGCCAGCAGUAUCGGAAAUGGCUGGAUCUAGACUGGAACGAUAUUUCUUAAGCGAGUUUAUGGGCUUCGAUCGACCAGACUCGGACGGUAGUGUUGGUAGUGACAGUCCAGAACACAGCCCCGAACAACGGAGAAAGAGAUUGGUCAGAGCUAGAGGAACUGGACGUCAACAUUCGUCACUAGAUAAUCUUACAGAAUCUGAACAACAGGUGGAGAUACAAUUGGAUUACGAAGACUCGUCUACAAGCUCGGAUUCGAACGACGAGUCUAUAUCAUUUGAAAAAAGUGACGGUCAAUUUGAUACUGUUAAACGAGGCAAGAAGAAAAAGAGAUCAGUUGUAACCGCUCCUCCUUUGGAGGCAUUGGAAAUCGAAGAAAGCGUAGAAAAUAUCAAUACUGGAGACGACUUGUUAGAUAAAAACUCGGAGAGUGCUGAAAUGCCAGAAGAAAAAGUCACAAUUCCGCUGGCGGAAAGUGAUCAAAAACCAAAUGGCACAGAGGGCCUGACCAGAACCGACAGCUUUAAUAAUUGGAGUUCGGACGAAGAAACAAAUCUAAUGAUGUCUAAAAUGAGAGCGUUUUUCAAGACCAUGUUGGCAAACCAACCUAAACCUGAAGUGCCUGGAGAAAAGAGCAAACCUCCCCAAUUGGUGAAAUUUGAGUCCGAAUUAACCAGAUUAAUGAAAACCGUGCCGGGAAUAAGGGACGAACAGGUGAAAGAAAUCGUCGAAUAUUUAAGUAGCGAGGACACGUGGAGCGAUUCUUACGAUUCGUCGGACUACACAAGUUCUGAUUUGGAGACGGGGUCCAGGCUACAAGACGAAAACCGGGACACUGCGUUCGUCUACCAAAAACUCAUGGCUUCGCUGCGGAAGAUCGAAGUUCCCAGUUCCGAUUCAUCGACGUCCAGGAACUCACCGCCACUAGUCACCAAAGUCAUGCAACACAUCGGAAGCCGCCUCGUUGCGCUGAUGCACGCGGUUUCCGAAAAUCCCGGUACCCCGCGGGCGUCUAGGUAUCACAGACGAUCUCAUCACCACCAUAAAACGUCGAUCAUUUCUACUACCACAGAGGAAGAGGAUGAGGGCGAUGACGAACAAUUUGAUAGUCCACUGCCCAGGUCCAAGUCACACGACCCGUUGUUGGAAGAGGCCCGGCAAGAGGCCAGCGACAACGAAAGGUUCAGCUGGCGAGGCAGUUUUGAGUCAACGCUUAUGAUGUCUGACUCUCGAACACGUUUAACGUCAAGCGGCGAGAGUUGCGUGACGCUCGCGGCCAAAAGACGGUCUGCUGGUGACCUGUUGAUAAAGAGUGCUAACAGUAGCCGGGAACAGUUGGACCGUGUGAGAUCGUGCGGCAGCAUCGGUGGCAGCGUUGAGGACCGAAUCUGGAGGAACGGAAGAAGACGGGGCAGCGUACCCGAUAGUGGUGAUUCAGGUGGUGACAGCGACGACGGUGUGACGGCUACUGGUUCCAAGUCAACCACGUUGCCCAGGAGUCUGCAACAGCAGGCCAUCGCAUCAUCAUCGAAUACAAACUCUCUACCCCGGCUGCCUACAACCACAACUGCCGCACCCGCACAGUCCCCGAGUCCGUUGACUGGUAUAUACAAGGCGCACAGCGUACACCAAUUCAACGUAAAGUCGGCCAGGUACAGGCCACCAGGAUACAAGAAUGUGGCUUCACCGCCACGCAGGGAAUAUAAUCGCAGGAGAAUUGCACAGCAUCCAGGACAACAGCAAUCUGCGUCGACGUCUCCAUCCCCGUCAUCGUCGUCAACGGCUAACUACAAUUUCCAAUCGCCGCCGAUCGGUGCUACGGGUAACGACAACGACUGCAGGACAACGAUAGCCUGCGGCAUCAGUGGUUCCGAACCUUUGGCUAGCUCAGCUUUUUGCUCAAAACCCGAAGACGAGAUGGAAAAAUUGUCGCACAGAAGCAGCUCUUCGCUGGGCGUGGCCAGAAGCGAUUCCAUGGCGUCCGUGUACUCUGGCGCCGGAGAGGGCAGGUAUGGCACAGUGCCUAUCAGGGGUGAGGUGGAGUUUGGUCUUCAGUACAACUAUAAAGCGGCACAGUUCGAGAUCAACAUCAAACAUUGUCGCGACCUGGCAGCUGCCGAUCCCAAACGAAACAGAUCCGAUCCCUACGUAAAAGUGUACCUAUUGCCUGACAAAUCCAAGGCUGGCAAGAGAAAGACUAGAGUGAAAAAGCACACGAUGAACCCAAUAUUUGAUGAGGUACUUAAGUAUAGUCUACCUUUGGAAGAGCUCAACAGCAGAACACUAUGGUUAAGUGUGUGGCACUCGGACAUGUUCGGGCGCAACAACUUCUUAGGUGAGGUCCAACUUCCUCUGGAAAACAUGAUAUUUGACGAUCCAUCACCAAAGCUCUACCCACUUCAGGAACGAACAGAACCUUUAGAUGAUACUAUGUGUGUCAGUAACAAAGGCGAAAUUAUCGUCGGACUGAAGUGUGUACCACCCGACCCGAACUCAAAAAAACGUACCAAAGGCACAUUCCUUCUGCUAGUGAAAGACGCAAAGAACCUUCAAGCGAUCAAGUCAAACGGCUCAUCCGAUCCGUUUUGCAAAAGUUAUUUGUUACCCGACAAGGGUCGUAGUUCCAAGCAGAAGACCAACGUGGCCCGAAAGACGUGCAACCCGAACUGGAACCAAACGCUUACGUACCGAGACGUAUCUCCAGAAGAAUUGGCGGAGCGGAGUCUGGAAUUGACCGUUUGGGACCACGAUCGGCUGGGCAGCAAUGAGUUUUUGGGAGGCGUCCGCCUAUCAUUGGGCUCAGGUAUGUGUGACGGUAAACCAGUCGACUGGAUGGAUUCCAACGAAAAAGAAACUGCCUUGUGGCAGAGGAUGUUGGACAGGCCAAACUUUUGGGUCGAAGGUUGCCUGACGUUGCGACCGUCGUUGGAGUUAGCGAGCAAAAAUUAAAACUAAUAUCCGUUUAUUUUUUAUACAUACAAAAAUCAUUUAUUUUAUUCUUCAGACGUAUAUAUAUGUCUUCGUAUAUUUUUUUUAAUUAUUAUUAUUAUUCCGCGUCGUGAUGUACGUUGUGCGUACAUUGUAUUAGUAUCAUCAUUAAUGAUUUUAUCAUUAUUAUGAUACAGUAUUAUGUAGGUAGAUACUCACCGACGUGUAAAUUGGUCUUUGAUUUUUUUUAUUAUUAUUAUUUCUAAUUUUUUUUUAUGUUUUGUUGUUUUUAUAUAAACGCUAAGAAUAUCUGUGAUCUGAGAAUAUUUCGAUCGUGUAACAAACGAAGAAUUUAUAAUAGAUAAUUAUAAUGUUUCAGUCUUCCAUUCGAAUUUUGUACGCAUCAUAUUAAUAUUACUAUUAUUAUUAUUAUUAUUAUUAUAUAAUACAUAUUAUGUAGUUUUAAUAUUUACGUGUUUUUAGCUCGUACACGGAUAAUAUUUGUGCGUUUUAUGUGCAUCUCGUGUUAUUUAUUUUUUGAUAAAUGUGCAGUAUUUUUUAUUUUAUUUUACGUAUUACUAUUAUUAUUAUUAUUAUUAUAACUUACUAGGUAUAUAAGUAUUAAGUAUAUUAGUAUAUUAUAUAUAUUAUAUACAAUUCGUCCGAUCGUAGAGCAAAAUAGAAAAUGGGUUGGGGAGAGUACUCUUUGGAGAUUAUCCUAAAAAUAGUAUGCAUCUAGUUCGUUUGGAAUGAUGAACAUUAUAACUUUUCUGAUAAGUAGUCAAAAUAUGUUUCUAUCGGAAAACAUUUAAUGAAUAUUAAAGUGUUGUAAACAUAUUGCUGAUAAAUAUAAUAUAAUGUGUACCUAUUAUAUGAUGUGUACUGCAAAGUUCAUUAUUUUUUGUAUAUACUGUUUUUUUUUUUAACCUGCGCUUCUGUAUCACUGUGUCAAUAACUCUAAAAUGCAACAACAGUUAUAAUAAUAUUGUUAUACAUAAGCUCACAUAAUAUAUUAAUAUUGUGUA
Myzus persicae (green peach aphid) is the source of this 6712-nucleotide messenger RNA. RefSeq lists its product as uncharacterized. Gene Ontology annotation, cellular component: plasma membrane; exocytic vesicle. Gene Ontology annotation, molecular function: neurexin family protein binding. Gene Ontology annotation, biological process: exocytosis. The coding region runs from base 450 to 5708 and encodes 1752 amino acids. Lineage: Eukaryota; Metazoa; Arthropoda; Insecta; Hemiptera; Aphididae. The record is from RefSeq and is a predicted model, not a curated record. The transcript is spliced from 11 exons.